GGCGCGGUAACGUUCGGUUUUAUGUAUGAACUUGUUGUGUGUAUAUUAUAGUUGUGUGAUAUAUCCAUCGACAAUGAGCUUUUCACUUUUCACGAAUGGAAUUUCCUUUCAUUUUACUAACUUUUGAUAAAGCGACGUUGAUAACAUUUUGUCGAUUUUUGAGAAAAAAGAGGAAAAGGAUUUUUUGGUGAUCAAAAAUAAUGUCAACAUUUAUCUCACGUUUAUUGUGCACGUUUUACGAAAGGAGGAGCGUUAUAUCAUCAUAAAAACGACGCCAGACUACACUACAACGGAUAGCCUGCUAUAGGCAACAAGUUCACCAGCAAAAUAACACGACAUCUCGUCAGCCGAGACAACGAGUGUGAUUGAUGUGGCGAACAUAAAACUUUUGGAUUAUUCAAACGUCGAAUUAUGUGACUGUGAAAGAUGUGUACAUAAUGGGAAUUAUGGUUAAUUGAUGUGCUAUCCGAGGGUCUUAGUCCCUUCUUUUCCGUUGACAAGUGUUAAUUGAUACAAUUAAUUAUGCACAAAAAUUGAUGUGACUUGAAGAAGGGAUGAGCUGAAAGUAGAAAAUGUGAUUGUGCCAAAAAAAAAAAAGAAAAUUUAAAGUGAAAACGGAUCAAACGAAGAAAAAAACGACAAAAUGAAUACGACGAACGUACCACCGCCGGUUGGUCCGGUUCAGCGGAAACGAUCGGAAAAGCAGCGACGAUUGGGACCAGCACCGAUAGCAUCGUUUGAAAUGUCUUUUGAUGAUUCAACGAACAAUGAGGUUAGAUCCAAAAUGGACACGGGCAAUGUGCCUGAAAAUCGGUUACCCGAUAUACGAGAAAGCGAAACACCCAUCACAGUGAAACCAUCUGCGGUAACGAACAACAAUCUGAACAACAUGUCAACGGGACCUACUAAUUUAGGAGUUCAUGCACCCCGUAUUGACAUUAGUAGAGCGUCAAGCUCAUCACAGCAGGAAGACAGUCGAGAAAGCAGUCCAGAGAAUGUAUUUGAACAAGUCGGAACGGGAACUCUUCAGGAAUCAACAAAAGCUGGUCUUGGAUUCCAUGAAGAUGGCACAAUGGACCUGCGCAGUUCAACGGAGGAAUUGUACUUUUUGGAAGGAGACAAAGAGAAAGCGGUGGAAAGCUCGGACAAAUUUACGCAACAGGUGCGUCGAUCGCCGAUUAUGUUCAAAUUCGAUGAGCACCAAACAUGUUUGCAGCAAAACCAACGAAAAGAUUCGGCUAGCUCAGAAGUUGCAGCGUUGCUGUGCAUAUCUGGACGAACUAGUAGAAUAUCUAGCGUUGGUAGUCAAGGAUCGGCUGUCAGCCGAUUAUCAGCUAUGUCUGGCGUAUCGCGAUCUCCAUCGCCACACAAAAUGAUUUUGGAGACUUCGUUUUGCGGACCAAAACCAUUAGAUAAUAUUGUUUCCGGCGGCCUAGUAUCUAGUUCCGAUCCACCAACUGUAGAAAUAUUAGAACAAGUUUUAUUAGCUAGAAAACAUGAUCCGACUCAAGCCAUUUUGGCUGAGGGUGUCAAAAUCGACACGUCAACUCCUAAGAAACAGAAGACUACUGCCAAGCCCGUUGGUAAUGGGAAUGUUACGGAUCGCCCUGUUGUCAAUGUGGAAAAGCUGACAAAACCAAUCCCAUCAGUUGCAUCAACAAGAAUUGCUGGCAAAGGUGGUGGUGUUUUGAAGGCGUCUUCUAAGCCAAUAGUUGGGAAAACGACAUCUGGCGUAGAAUAUAUUCGAAUCAAACUGAAACCUGAUCACCUGUACGCCGACAAGGGAUUGGGAGAAAAUGAAAAAGUGCUCGAAGAUACUGCGGAUGCGGUGAAAAAGCCAGCUAGCCUAAGUCUUGGUAAAGAUACACCGUCGAAGAAAGCAGCACCACAUUUCUCGCAGCUAGUUAAAAGUGACGAUGCAAUUACGAAGCAUCCGGAACAGGUUCCUCCGAGUCCUAAAACUGUCCGUCACAUAGCUCUGCGUGACAGUCGCUCACCUUCACCAGCGACGGUAGCUGUGUCCAGGAAAAGUAGUUUCUGUUCGUUAUUUAAGUCAAAAGAAGUGGCUGCGAGUCCGGAAUCUCCGAUCGUCAUCAAUCAACGGAAGAAAAGCGGAAUAUCUUUGCUCAGUGAACUCACCGAUAGCCCGAAAAGUCGAGACCGGUCGCGUAGUAAAAGCCGUGAGAGUGAUCGCGACGUUUCUCAGAAUAAUACGCCGAGUAAACAGAAGUCGGUGCUGGCUAUAUUCAAACCGAAGCGUAGCGGCUCCAAAUCAAAGUCCUCUUCACCCAUUGAUCCCGAAGCAAUGGCUACACUAGACUCAGCUGAUUUUAAAUACAUCGCUGAUCCAACGCCAGCAUCCACAGAAUCUAGACCGAGAUCACGUCUUCGAUAUUACGAUUCACCUUUAGAUGGGAAAACCAUACAUAUUCCGUUGCACACUCCACCCGACGAAAAGGACAACAACAUUUGCACGGUGAAUGUGAUUAAAGAGCGGAGACAACAAAACGAACAAAACAAUGCUGCCAAACAACCUCAACAACAACCACAACUCGAAGAAGAAGCACCACCGAAGGAAUUGAUUACGAAACAAAAACCCAAACCACCGACUGAAAAGGUGUAUCGAAUUGAAAACGCCGAUGGAAGCAUUUGGAUACCACUAAAGUCACCUACGGACGACCACAGUAAAACCGAUGAGGAUAGUAUGUGGAGUGUCGAGGCUAAUCGAAAUAGUUCCGUUGGAAGCGAAGGUACGGUUGUAUCGUCUAGAGCACCAUCAAACGCAAGCACAGAAGUGACGUAUUCGAAUCAAAGAAAAUUAUCGAAAACUAGUCUUAAGGACACUGAAACCCUGCCGUCGAAUGAUGGCGCACCAAUAACACCCAACACAUCGAUUGCCUCAAUAUCACCUCCCGUCCCGAGUUCAUUCGUAACACCAGCAUCUGUACAAACACAUACUACAACCACUGCUGCAACAACUGUUCCUGCUACAUCCGUUGCUACCACAACAACUACAACGGCAAAGGAAAAACGACGAAUUCUGUUCUGUACAAAAAUUGGAUCAGGCAGCCAAGAGCAAAUAUUUGCCACACAGCUAAGCUUAUCCAAAACCGAGAGCUUAUGCAGUCAGCUCUCCGAACAAGCGUCGAUUUUGGAAAGUCCUGUCGAAGCCAAAGAAAUGACAGUGGUAGAUGAAGCUGUGGCGAGUCCCGUAACUAUGCGCAAUAAAGACUCAUUCGAUAAAAGCACCAUGCUCAAUGACGCAAAAGUUGAUUCGAAAGAAAAAUUCGAUAAAUCGAAUCGCCAUUCCAAGUACAUUGACAAUAUUGACGAGAUCAUGGCCGUUCAGAAGCAACUGGAAGAGGAGCGAAUGGAAUCGAUGCGACGGGAAAUGCAUAGGAGAUCAGUAGAAGAGAAAAAAGUACCGAGCACAACUCGCAAGCCAGACCCUGUUCUACAGAUUCCUGGACCACCGCAAGAUUCACACUCAUUGUCAGCAGAAGAACGGUGUGGAUCGUCAGAAAGUGAACUUGAUUCGGAAUUGACGGCAAAACAUGUGUGCAAUGCAGUGGGAAGCAUAGAGGAGGAAAGUGCAAGAUUAGUGGAACAAGGGUCAUUCGAUGAACUUCCGUAUGUUCCAACUACAUUACCAGAAGAGCGACCAGUUGGUAUUGCGAUAGUUCCAGUAAAAGAGAGAUCGCUGAUGGAUGUAAAGACCUGUCCGGUAGAGAGACCGCGUUCAACGACACCAUUAAAUCCAUGUCAUUUAGAAGAGUAUUGCGGAACUUUACCACCGACAGAGGAUCCGGACGGCGGAAUAGUUCGUGGUGAAAAGCUUCGAAUUAGUUUGCCGCGCAAAGAAGCCAAAGAGAAGGCAACCAAGUCGCCUAGACGAAUAUCGAAUACGAGCGGAAAAAGUUGGUUCGAAUUUGCCGAACAAGGAAUCGGCGGCACUGGAUCCGAUCGACGCAAUUCGAAUCCCGACGAAGAUCCUCCACCAUUGCCACCGCGAAAGCCACAAAAUGUGUCCCAAUGGAUCAAUUUCGAAAACAUUCCCGAGAAGCGAAAGCAACCGAAACGAAUAACCACGUUGCCGAAUAAGGAGUCAUCGUACGACAAAAAUGCACCGCAUCAAAUCCAGUACAAUUAUGUCAAUCCGGAGGAGUGUCAAUGCGAGUGUCACGAAAUCGAACGGGAUGGCGGUGGUAAAGUGGAAGGGAAUAAGAAAAACGAAGAGUCGGAGAAUGAAGACACUUUACCGCUGUUGGAAGGAGAGGGCAGCGAUGGUGCUAAUCGAGCUAGUGCAAGUGACGGUUCAUUGGAAUCACCACACGAACAGCAAUCGGAACAUGUUAGUCGAUCGAGAACUCGCGAUAUGGAUGACUUUCACGGGGAAUCGUCAUCCGGUCAUAGACGGGAUUAUCACUCGUCGGCUGAUUCUGCCUCAACUUCGUCUAAAAGAACCAAUUUUCAUAAAAAACAUUAACUCUCACCGGAAAACGACACAUUGCCCAGCAAUAAAACUCAUUCCGCACUCAUCGUCAUCACUCCGCAUCAAUUCGAAGUAAAUUUAUAGUAAAAAUGAAAGUAAAAUCAAAUUAGUGGCUGAGCGGCAAUGAGCUUACCCACAGUUUAAAUAGUUAAAUGAAAUUCAGUAAAAAUUUAUCAUUAAAAAACCUAAAAAAAUGUGAAUUUAUUAAAAAUUUGAAUUGAAAAAGCAAUCAGAUCCAAAGAAAAUUGUUCGUCUAAAUCUAGUUUUGUAAUUAAAUUAAAACAAACAAAAUGAAAUCGAAGCCUCAAAACAAUAUUGCUCUAUGUGUGUGUGUAACGCUCGUUUUAGUGACCGGAAUUGUGGUUGUAAAAGUGUACGACAAUUAACCCAUUUCCAUUGAGUAAAAUUUCUCAAAUUUUUAUUUAGACUUCGCGUUCGACUCGGUCACUACUUUCCCACUCGUCAAAAUAAAAACUUUAGAAAUUUUGCACAAUAUCUUACAUUGAUUUAAUGAUUAGUUAGAAUAAUGCCUGGUAUUCGUCUUCUUCCGAAUUUUCCGAUAUUUUUACGUUCCACCAGCAACAGGGAUUAUUUCCUUAUGAGAAAUCUACACAUGGCUAAAUUGUUGCCUACAUUUCGGGGCAAAAUUAUUAUUAUUUUGAUGAUAUUUUUGGACUCAGACUCAGACUCAGAAUUAGUCUUAUUCAAAUAUAUAAAAAAAAUCCUUUAGAGCAAUGAACCCUUUGCAAUUUUGUAGCCUAAAUUCAGG
Bradysia coprophila is the source of this 5261-nucleotide messenger RNA. RefSeq lists its product as uncharacterized. NCBI's taxonomy places the organism in Eukaryota, Metazoa, Arthropoda, Insecta, Diptera, Sciaridae. The record is from RefSeq and is a predicted model, not a curated record.